AUGGUGAUGUUUGCGCUUGGCGGUGGCCGCCAGCAGCAGCAGCAGCAGCAGCAGCAGCAGCAGCAGCAGCAGCUGAUGCAGCAGCAGCAAGGAUACGAUGGGUAUCAUAACGGAGACCGCUAUCAGUAUAGGGGCCCCCAGGGGCCCCAUCAGCAGUACUCGCAGCAGCAGCAUCGCCAGCAGCAGCAACAGCAGCAGCAGCAGCACCGACAUAACGGAGACCGCUAUCAGUAUAGGGGCCCCCAGGGGCCCCAUCAGCAGUACUCGCAGCAGCAGCAGCAUCGCCAGCAGCAGCAGCAGCAGCAGCAGCAGCAUCGGCAGCAGCAGCAGCAGCAGCAGCAGCAGUUCAGGGGGCCCCUCCCCCCUCAGCUGUGGAGGCCUCCUUAUGGUGGGGGCCCCCCACCACCUAUGUGUCUCCAUCCUGCUGCUCUUGCUGCUGCUGCUGCUGCAGCACCGCAGCACAUAAUCCCCGUUGCUAUGCGGCUGCAGCAGCAGCUCAACCCGCGGGCGUUCGAUGGGGGCCGGCAGCAGCAGCAGAGCAGAUGGGGGGAUGCAGCAGCAGAAGCAGCAGCAGCAGCAGCAGCAGCAGCAGCAGCAGCACUUGCUGCAGCAGCAGCAGCACCACCAUCGGCAGCAGCAGCAGCAGCAGCAGCAGCAGCAGAGGGGUGA
Messenger RNA from Eimeria mitis, 669 nucleotides. RefSeq lists its product as uncharacterized. The coding region runs from base 1 to 669 and encodes 222 amino acids. The record is from RefSeq and is a predicted model, not a curated record. The transcript is spliced from 3 exons. Lineage: Eukaryota; Apicomplexa; Conoidasida; Eucoccidiorida; Eimeriidae.